This is a messenger RNA of Sinocyclocheilus grahami, 644 nucleotides long. Its product is annotated as OCIA domain-containing protein 2-like. Gene Ontology annotation, cellular component: mitochondrial inner membrane. NCBI's taxonomy places the organism in Eukaryota, Metazoa, Chordata, Actinopteri, Cypriniformes, Cyprinidae. The record is from RefSeq and is a predicted model, not a curated record. Bases 312 to 608 code for a protein of 98 amino acids. The transcript has 3 exons.
UCAGUGAUAUCUUCAAAAUAUUUUUUAAUUUUGGCGCACUUUUUUCUCUAUAUAGUGUUGAAAUGGUAACUAGUAAAUACCAUACAUUUUGUUAUGCUAGCAUGUGUGGAAAUAUUCAAACCACGUGUGUUACAACUAUAUACCCAAUGGGAGGUGCAUUACACAGUUGUUGAAGGAGAGGAGGAGCUCUAUGAGGUCAAAAGAAAACAGCAAAAAGAGUGACUUUGUAGUAGUAGAAGAAGAAGAAGCAUAGCAGACAAAUAGAAAAGAGAGGAGCGCAUGAAUGAAAAAGUACAGAAGGAAAUCAGAGUAUGGGUGGAGAAGGAGUGGUGGACGCAAAACCUGGCCAGUCUGGGUGGAAGCAGUUCCAGUGCCCCAUAGCUGAUCCACGCUUUCCUAGGGAAGAUAUAAAGCAGAUAGGGAAGGAGUGUCAGUACGAGAGCUUCUGGUAUCGAGCUCUUCCACUGUCUGCCAGCAGCAUGGCUGUGACUGGUGGCCUCAUAUAUAGCGGUAAGAUUCAGUCUACAAAUAAUGUAAUCAAGAUUCAUUACACAAAGCUGUUGGCUUUGAGCCGUGAUUUCAGGAGCAGUUUGGGCCGUUUUGUUUAAAUGAAACGAAAUAAUAUAUACAGUUAAGUCCAUAUA